This is a messenger RNA of Anisakis simplex (herring worm), 543 nucleotides long. The record is from the annotation of a GenBank genome assembly. NCBI's taxonomy places the organism in Eukaryota, Metazoa, Nematoda, Chromadorea, Rhabditida, Anisakidae.
CUGACUAUGUUCGUGUUCAUUGUAUUUUUGUAUGUUUCAGGUCUUCUCGCAUUCCUGAGCUCACUGGAUAGUUACUUCGUUUCACACGCCUAUUUCACGACCCUGUUGAAAGGCGCAUCUGUACAAAUCGUAUUUGGUUUUGAGUACGCCAUCUUGAUGACAAUCGUCUUUCAUGUACUCAUCAAAUAUCUUUUGCACAUGUAUGACUUACGUAGUGUUCAUCCAUGGGAGAAUAAGGCUGUUUAUUUGCUCUACUCAGAACUUUUGAUCAAUUUGCUGCGUUGUAUUUUGUAUACGGUAUUUGCUGGUGUCAUGAUCAGAUUGCAUACGUUCCCACUGUUCUCGAUCAGACCGUUGUAUCUGACAAUACGUGCGUUCCAUAAGGCAGUGAACGAUGUGAUUCUAUCGAGACGUGCCAUUCACGCCAUGAACAAUCUCUUCCCGUUGGCCACUGAACAGGAACUUACUGAUGGUAAGUGUGUAGUUGGUCACUUGAAAAUGAUUCGAUUGAACGCGCGACAACACAUGUAUAAUUUGUCGUGA